This is a messenger RNA of Dendroctonus ponderosae (mountain pine beetle), 1947 nucleotides long. RefSeq names its product YTH domain-containing protein 1. Gene Ontology annotation, molecular function: mRNA binding; N6-methyladenosine-containing RNA reader activity. Bases 159 to 1613 code for a protein of 484 amino acids. The transcript has 3 exons. The record is from RefSeq and is a predicted model, not a curated record. Gene Ontology annotation, biological process: mRNA splicing, via spliceosome; regulation of alternative mRNA splicing, via spliceosome. Gene Ontology annotation, cellular component: nucleoplasm. Lineage: Eukaryota; Metazoa; Arthropoda; Insecta; Coleoptera; Curculionidae.
AUCUGCCACUUUGACAUUGUGCUGUUUUGUUUAAUAUCAAACGCGAUUUUUGCUAGAAAAAUCGUCGAUUUCCUGAUAAAAUUAGUUUAAUUCCAGUGCGGUUAGGUCCAGUAGCAUGUAAGAAGGGUCUCAAGAUAAUCCACUGCAGUGCUGGCUCUAUGAUGGACUCGCUGUCGUCCAGGAAGAAUGGCAAUGCAGAUCCGGAAAACCUGAACCUCAGCUUGGAUAUGGGGGACGAAAUCAAACUGGAAGAGGUGAAUUACGAGAGCGACAUAUCGUCGUCCAGUUCGGAAUCGUCUAGUGCCCCCAGUAUUAGUUCGGCGAGUUCAAAUUCGUCAGACAAGGGGCGUCAUGGGCGCCACAAGAAUACGCGCCCCGACAAGAGCCCCUCGCCGGCGGUAAGACGAGAACGGCCCAAGGAUGCCAAGUCCAAAUAUGACUACUUAACGAAGCUGAACUACUUAUUUCGCGACGCCCGGUUCUUCGUCAUUAAAUCUAACAAUGCCGAAAAUAUCACGCUGUCGAAGGCCAAAGGAGUCUGGUCCACUCUGCCCCAGAACGAGGCCAAUUUGAACCAGGCCUGGCGAGAGUCCCGAAACGUGCUUCUCAUCUUCUCGGUGAAAGAAAGUGGAAAAUUUGCAGGCUUUGCCCGCCUGAAUGGGGAGUCACGUCAUGAUAUUCCAUCAAUUUCCUGGGUGCUUCCUGCCGGUCUAUCGUCUAGGGCUUUAGGCGGAGUCUUUAAAGUCGACUGGAUUUGUCGCAAAGAGCUCCCGUUUUCCAGCACCAUGCAUUUGUACAAUCCUUGGAAUGAUGGAAAACCCGUGAAAAUCGGCCGAGAUGGGCAAGAGAUUGAGCCGCGAGUAGCUGAAGAACUGUGCCGUCUGUUUGCAGAAGAUGAAGGCAUUGAGAUUUCGCCUAUCCUGAGACUGGCCAAGGAGGCCUCGAAGAAACUGGGACUUAGAGGCAAGGACGGCAAUCGGCACGUCAAGGCCCGAAUGCCCAUUUCUGCACGAACCCCCUUUGCAUUCAGAGGAGGCCGCGGAGGAUCCUCCUAUUCCAGGAGGAAAUUCUUUUUAUCGAAUAGAGCGUUAAAUUCAACAAAUUAUCGGCGCUCAGCCUCACCUAGACCGAGGGACAGGUAUCAUCCCUAUUAUGAUAGAGAGUCGCCUCGGCCGUAUACGGCAGCUGCCGCUGAGGCCUACGUUGCUGAUUACAUGAGAACCAUGCAACAUCAGCUACCUCCGUUACCAUAUGUACCUCCACCCGGAUUGUAUUCAUCUAGCUAUGAACCAAUUCCGGCUCCUGCAAGAUAUUACGAUGGGCUUUCAAUAGGAGAUUACCCGACCGCUAGGAUUGCCCCCUAUCAAGAUAAGAGGAGCUACGAUCGAACAGUGGAGGAUUUCAUUUGGAAGAAUAAAGAGAGACGCUCGUCGAGGGAAAGAGAGUAUUCGAGAGAGCGGUCCCGGUCCAGAGAUCGAUCCCGAGGUCAAUCGCGAGAAAGAGAGCGUUUGAGGGAGCGCGAGCGGGAAAGGGAGCGAGCCCGUGAGCGCGAAAGGGAGCGCCAGAGACUGAGGGAAAAGGACUCGCGCUAUCGCUACCGAGACAGACGGUAGAUAAUCAGAACUUGCUGACUAGAUGCCCUAAUGCUGUUAUAGUAUGAGGGUAGGGAGGGGACUCGGGUCUUCUAAACCAAGAAGAGUAUACUAUUUGAUAAUGCUGUUAAGUUCUUCAGUUUGUAUUUGCUUGUGUUUUCCAUGUAAAUACGCGCUCUAGGAGCCUGAUCUUUUUUUUUACACUCACCACACGGCUAGACACAAUUGUUCAUUUUAUAAAAUGUAUGGCGUUUAAUACUCAAGGCCAAUUGCAGCGUAAUGUUACAUACCCAUAAAUUGGUCAUUUGAGAUGAUUUCUGGACGUGCAAAAUUGCAAUAAAUGACUUGAAAUGGC